Messenger RNA from Cucurbita maxima (winter squash), 2034 nucleotides. RefSeq names its product MLO-like protein 3. The record is from RefSeq and is a predicted model, not a curated record. Gene Ontology annotation, biological process: defense response. The transcript is spliced from 15 exons. Gene Ontology annotation, cellular component: membrane. Lineage: Eukaryota; Viridiplantae; Streptophyta; Magnoliopsida; Cucurbitales; Cucurbitaceae. Bases 259 to 1998 code for a protein of 579 amino acids.
ACUACACGCAGCCUCAGACAAAACCUCCACCAAGUAGUAUAGGUGCAGCUGAGCGAACGAAAACAGAGCCUUCCUUUCAAAGGCUCCAAUCGCCCCCAAAAGUCUUGCUCUACAGAUUUGGUUUACAUUUCAAUUUGUUAACACAUUCAUUAUCAAUAUUAGAUCAUCUCCUUCUCAGGUUUAGACAAUCAAGAUCCUCUCCUUCUUCUUUGGGUUCUUUGAUUUUUAUAUUUUGAUUUUGCGCCAGUGGUCGUUUUAAUGGCCGCCGCUGCCGUGGAUCCUUCGUCGCUGCAAUUCACGCCGACUUGGGCCGUUGCUGCCGUCUGCUUCAUCUUCAUCUCUCUCUCUCUGUUCCUUGAGCAUUUGAUUCAUCUCCUCUCCAAUUGGCUGAAACGGAAGAGGAAAACGGCAUUGUUCGAUGCGGUUGAGAAGCUAAAAUCAGUUCUGAUGCUGCUAGGGUUCAUGUCGCUAACACUGACGGUAACGCAACAGCCGGUAUCGAAGAUUUGUAUUCCGAAUAGCUUAGCGUAUACGAUGCUUCCAUGCCAGAGAGAAAUACAGAUCAAAGCAGAUAAGAAUUUGGAGAUGGAACAAUCGCGAUCAGCCUCCUCUGCAAAUCGGUCGUUUUCAUGGAUGAUGGAAAAAUUCGUGAGCCUCGCGGCGGAAAGUGACGAUAGUGGUGGUGGUGAUGAUUCUUCUUCUCCAUCAUCUUCUUCAUCAUCUUCUUCAUCUUCGGAUUACUGUACUGCGAAGGGGAAGACCUCGCUGAUAUCGCAAGCAGGAAUGAAUCAACUGAACAACUUCAUAUUCGUGCUGGCUGUUAUGCAGAUUGUUUACAGUGUCCUCACCAUGGCUUUGGGAAAGGCCAAGAUGAGGCGUUGGAAAGCUUGGGAGGAAGAAACUCAUACCUUGGAUUAUCAAGUGGCCAAUGAUCCAAAUCGUUUUAGAUUCACAAGGCAAACAACGUUUGGACGACGACAUAUUAGUUCUUGUGCAUCACCACCGUUACUUCUUUGGACGAAAUGUUUCUUUAGACAAUUCUUUCGUUCUAUUGCCAAAGUUGACUACUUAACCCUUCGUCAUGGUUUCGUAUGGACUCACAUACGUGGAAACACUUCUUUUAACUUCCAAAAGUACAUUGAAAGAUCGUUGCAUGAUGACUUCAAAGUCGUCGUUGGCAUGAGUCCUUUCAUGUGGCUCAUAGUAGUUAUCUUCAUUCUCGUAGAUGUGCAUGGUUGGAAUGCAUAUCUGUGGGUGUCUUUUCUUCCGCUAAUUAUAGUACUAGCUCUUGGAACAAAGCUUGAAGUAAUCGUAGCACGGCUUGCGCUUGAGCUUAAACACAAGACGGAUGUGAUCAAAGGAGCCCCAAUGGUUGAACCAAGUGAUGAUCUCUUCUGGUUCAAUCACCCCAAAUUUGUUCUUACCCUCCUUCAUUUCACCUUGUUUAUGAAUGCAUUCGAGCUUUCUUUUAUCAUUUGGGUCACGCUACAAUAUGGGAUUAAAUCUUGCUACCAUGAAAAGUUGGUGGUCAUCAUUAUAAGAAUAGUCUUGGCGGUUACCGUCCAAGUAUUGUGCAGCUACAGUACUCUACCUCUCUAUGCUCUUGUGACACAGAUGGGGUCACAGUUCAAAGCUGCAGCAUUAGAAGAACAUACCGCCAAAGCCAUAAAGAAAUGGCACCAAGAUGUGAAGCAAAAGAGAAAACAGAGUAACCAUCACCAGUACUCCAACGACCUAGACCUAAGCCAACACCAAGAGGGAUUGUCUCCCUUGGUUGCUGGGCACUUGUCGUCGAUGGUUUCCGAGAGCAGCAACAAAACCCAAAGCUCCCAAGAGAUGACCCCUUUCCAUCACCGAGCUCCCACUUUUUCUGAGCUCAGUUAUCUUGACAUUGAAUCCAAUGAGAUUGUUGAAGAAGUCACAGAAGAAACUGCAGUCAUAAAAGUAAGAGAGAUUAGUGAAGUUCACGAAGGCGAUACUGAAUCCCAUAUCACAUAAAUUUUGGUUUGAGCUAAAAGAUAGACGUUUGUGUGG